UCACUUCAUGUGUUUUGAAGCUCUGCGAUUUGUUGCAAACUAUUUAGGAUUUUUAUGUCUUGUUGGAGGGACUCUUGUAGUAUCAUACUUUUCUUUGUUGAGACGUCUUGCCCCUGAUAAUUUUCUUUGUUGAGGCGUCUACUUUAUCUGAUAUUAGUGUAGCCACUCCGGCUGUGCUUUGGUCUUUGAAGAGCAUAUCUUUCCCCAUCUAUUUACUUUUUAAUCUUUUAACUUACCUAUAUCAUUAUAUUUGAAAUGAGUUUGUUGUAGACAGUGUAUAUAGUUCGUUCAUUUUAAUGCACUCUGCCAGUCUCUGUCUUUUAUUGUGUAUUUAGACCAUUUACACUUAAUGUAAUUGUCAAUAUGGUUGGACUUAAGUGUGCCAUCUUAUUAUUUUUUUUCUGUUUGUUCUCUUUGUUUUUCUUGUGCUGUUUCCCGUUUCCUGCCUCCUGUAGUUUACUUGAAUAUUUUUUAGUUUUCCAUUUUGAUUUGUCGUAUAUAUUUCUGAGUAUAUCUGUUUGUAUAGCUCUUUUAGUGGCUGCAUUACAAAUUACAGCCCACUUGUGUGGGCAUUUUACCACCUCAAGUGAAAGGGAGAAACCACCACCAUUAGGUUUCAUUUUCAUCGCCCCUUUAUAUUGCAGUUGUCUUAAAUGUACAUAGCUUGAGAACUACAUUAAUGAUAGGAUUUUUUUUUUACAGUCAUCUAACAUUUUAAAUAACUCAGAAGGAAACAUUUAUCCACAUGUUACCUACCCAUUUUUUUUUCUUCAUUCCUGAUGUUCCAGGUUUCCUUGUAUCUUUCCUUUAUACUUGAAGAGUUUUUGUUGUUGUUUUAACAAUUAUCUUAAAGUGCUGGUGACACAUUCUCUUAGUAUUUUUUCAUUUGAGAAUAUCUUUAUUUCACCUGUAGUCCUGAAGGUUGUUUUUGUUGGAUAUAGACUUCUGGGUUGAAAAUUCUUUUCUUUCAGCACCUGAAAAAUGUGACAGACCUUCGUAGUUUCUGAAGAAUAAUUCACUGCCAUCUGAACUUCGGUCAUUAUCUAUACCUGGAACUUACCAAGAAAAGAUUACUCACCUAGGAAAUUCUUUGAUGAAUUUAACAGGUCUAAAAUCUUUAGAUCUCUCGCGCAACUCCUUGGUUAGUCUAGAGGGCAUUCAGUACCUGGCUGCAUUGGAAAGCCUCAAUCUCUACUACAACUGCAUUUCCUCGCUAGCAGAAGUGUUCCGGCUCCACUGCUUGACUGAACUCAUGGACGUGGACUUCCGACUAAACCCUGUGGUGAAGAAUGAGUCCGAUUACCGCCUCUUUGUUGUGCACAUGCUCCCAAAGCUCAGGCAGCUGGAUGACCGCCCUGUGAGAGAGAGCGAGCGGAAAGCAUCGCAGCUGCAUUUUGCUUUGGAAGAGUCACUUGACUCCGUACACAGCUUCCCAGCUAUUUGCAGAGUUGGAAGACCACACCCCUCCAGAGCUAAGUGCACUGACCCCUCAGCCAAGAAGUGCUUGGUCAUGGAUGCAGAUGAUGAGGCGGUCCUGAACCUCAUUGCCGAGUGCGAGUGGGACUUGAGCAACCCUCCUAGGAGUACAAGUUCUAGCCAGAAGGAGCGAGAGGAUGACUUCCAUAGUUCCCAAGAAUCCAGACAUCUAUUGAGUCCUCACUCAGUGCAGCACCAGUGUGGGGACUGCAUAAAGAAGGGCCACGAGAAGCGAAAAAGCUGCUCCAGAGAGUGUUGUCCAGAAAAGAGGCUUCAGAACCAGUACUGUGGAGAGCUCCCGCCACAGCAGGGAGACCAGCCCGAGGUCUGCUGCUCCUUCAGGCAGCACGUGCACUUCCCCCCACACCCAGACUCCGCAGACACUGAGGACUCAGCCUCCUCUUCUCAGAAGUCAAGUUUGUCAACACAAAAAGUAUUAAAUCCUUUGCCUGCUCUCGAAAAGUACAGGAAGCGAAGAAUGCCUGGUGGGAGAUUCCAGGCACCUGCAGACCAGGAGUGUAUUAGCUGCCUGGAGAAGAGUCUGGGCAGGCAGAAUGGCUCCGAGGGCAGGAGCGAAAGGGCCUUUUCUCAUCUGGAGGUAUCUGAGCCUGAAGAGCAGAGGCCCCACAGCACAAGUGGCGCCAGGGAGGUGUCUCCCAAAUUGCACCCAGCUGUGCUGCCUGGGAAGCAGGCGACCCUGGAGGUGGCCCUCCUUGAAGCACUCCUUGACCUGGUGGACAGGUACUGGAGUGGCUGCAAGUCCCUGCAUAGCAACGAGGUGUUCCUGGCUCAGGCAAGGCAUAUUUUGUCAUCUGUUCAAGAGAUUACAGCAACUCAGGACAGUUCAGCAAUUGUGAAUGAAGAAAUUAGCUACUUGACUCUUGAAAAUAAAUCUUUGCAAAAUCACCUUGUUGAACAACAGCAGCAAUAUAGUGAAAAGAUGAGUGAGGUUGUAUCGGAGCUCAACAACACUCGGAAAGAGAUGGAUGACUUGAGGCAACAUUUAGACAAAUCUUUGGAGGAGAAUAGUAGCUUAAAGUCUCUUUUGUCCAGCAUGAAAAAAGAAGUAAAAAAUGCAGAUGCUUCAGCUGCCUUAAAUGUGCAGAUCACUGGGCUUCAAACAAACGUGAAGAGGCUCUCCGGUGAGAUCGUGGAAUUGAAGCAGCAUCUGGAACACUAUGACAAGGUCCAGGAGCUCACACAGAUGCUGCAGGAGAGCCACAGUUCCCUGGUCAGCACCAACGAGCACCUCCUGCAGGAGCUGGGCCAGGUGAGGGCUCAGCACAGGGCCGAGGUGGAGCAGCUGCACUGGAGCUACAAGGAGCUCAAGAAAACCAUGGCCUUGUUCCCGCUCAGCAGCGCCCGCCUCGGUGGCUGCUCCUAAACCUGACCUUCCAAGCAGUGUGGUGUGCAUGUGUGUAUUUUUACCUGGCGUACUUGAUGAGAGUUGUUUCUUCUGUUUGCAGUUAUCUUGUGAGCUCUGAAAUGUAUUUAGGGCCCACAGUUCAGUUUUCUAAAACAUUUUAAAAAGACAGGAUUAAUCCAGGCCCUUCACAUGUUUUGAGACAAAACACAUUGACACUUAAGACAAACAGAUUAUUAAUUUUUCAUCAAAUAUCUUGUAAAGAAAAUGCAGUAUUUUUCUGCCUAAUGUAAAAGAGAACUAUGUAUGAUGUUUAAAGAAAAUAACUUAUUGUGUAACAAGCAGUUCUUAUUUAAUAAAUG
This is a messenger RNA of Miniopterus natalensis, 3201 nucleotides long. Lineage: Eukaryota; Metazoa; Chordata; Mammalia; Chiroptera; Miniopteridae. The record is from RefSeq and is a predicted model, not a curated record.